This is a messenger RNA of Impatiens glandulifera, 1726 nucleotides long. Its product is annotated as polygalacturonase At1g48100. The record is from RefSeq and is a predicted model, not a curated record. The transcript is spliced from 5 exons. Gene Ontology annotation, biological process: carbohydrate metabolic process. NCBI's taxonomy places the organism in Eukaryota, Viridiplantae, Streptophyta, Magnoliopsida, Ericales, Balsaminaceae. Gene Ontology annotation, molecular function: polygalacturonase activity. The coding region runs from base 25 to 1458 and encodes 477 amino acids.
AUUAUUCAUCUUUUCUUCAUUCCAAUGGCCUUUCUCCGCCUGUUUCUAAUCGCUUUUUCAAUUUUCAUUCUUCUUCUUCUUCAUUCGAACAAUGCAGAAGGAAGAGUUCAUUACCACAAGAACAAGAACAAGAACACAAACAGAGAGCUAAUCUCGCCGCCGACGAUUACGACGUCACCGGCCUACUCUCCGUCGCCGUCUUCUCCACCUGAAGAAGACGACCCACCGCCCAAUCCAGGGAACUUGACCACCGAUUCCAGUUGCAUAUUCGACGUCAUGUCAUUCGGAGCCUGUGGGGACGGAGAUACAGACGACACUGCAGCAUUCAUGUCGGCCUGGAAAGCUGCAUGCGCCGUGGAAUCCGCCAUUGUUUUGGUUCCAUCUGGUUAUACUUUCAUCAUCACUUCAUCUAUUUUCUCCGGUCCCUGUCAGCCCGGCCUUGUAUUACAGGUCGAUGGAGUUUUAAUGCCGCCAGAUGGGCCGGACUGUUGGCCGGAAAAGGACAGUCAUAGACAAUGGUUGGUGUUUUACAGACUAGAUAACAUGACAUUAACAGGAACGGGUACAAUUGAAGGAAAUGGUCAAAAAUGGUGGGAUCUCCCCUGUAAACCUCACCGGGGUCCAAACGGAACAACGUUGCCAGGUCCAUGUGACAGUCCUGCUUUAAUUCGGUUCUUCAUGAGCAACAACGUGGUCAUGUCGGAAUUACGUGUUCAAAACAGUCCUCAAUUCCACAUAAAAUUCGACGGAUGCGAAGGCGUGCUUAUUGACCGGCUGUCGAUAUCAUCUCCAAAACUCAGUCCAAAUACCGACGGUAUUCACAUAGAGAACACAAAGUAUGUUGGAAUAUACGAUUCCGUCAUUGCAAACGGGGAUGAUUGUAUUUCAAUAGGAACAGGUUGUUCACAUGUGAACAUUGAUGGUAUUACUUGUGGUCCUAGUCACGGGAUCAGUAUUGGUAGUCUCGGCGUACAUAAUUCACAGGCAUGUGUCUCAAACAUAACGGUAACAAACAUAAUGUUAAGGGAUUCCGACAAUGGAUUAAGGAUCAAGACAUGGCAAGGUGGAUCUGGAUCCGUUUCCGGGAUAUCAUUCGAGAACAUUGUGAUGGAAAAUGUGAGGAAUUGUAUAAUUAUAGACCAAUAUUAUUGUCUCACCAAGGGAUGUCGUAACGAGACUGCAGCUGUUUACUUGACCGACGUGUCGUAUCGGAAUAUAAAGGGAACUUACGACGUGCGCAGCCCUCCGAUCCACUUUGCUUGCAGCGAUACGGUGGCGUGUACGAAUAUAUCGAUGUCGGAGGUGGAGCUUUUGCCGCACGAUGGCGAACUUGUGGACGAUCCUUUUUGUUGGAAUGCUUAUGGAAUUCAAGAAACAUUGACGAUUCCUCCUAUUGAUUGUUUGCAAGAUGGUGAGCCUGAGUCAUUGGCUGAGACAUCGUUGUAUGUUUGCAAUUAAUUUAGGGUGGUUUAAUUAAUUUAAUGUAUAGACUAUAGUUGUCUUAAUUAAGGUGGUGGUCCUAAGGUCCAUUAUUUUUUGUGGGUCUGGGACUUUUGGUUAAUUUUGAUGUAGGGUUUUAUGUUACUAGAUUAUUAGGUCAGAAGGUGCUUCAUCCCUUUUGGGGUCUUUCUUUCCCUUAUUGUGUGAUGAGCUGUUUGUUUGACAAUAAAGUGUGGCUCUCGUGAUUGUAAUGGAAAAUUUAUUUCCAUAAUAUAAAAGGGUUAAA